AUGGAGUUUGAUCACAACAAAGUUAAACGAGUGGUAGAAGAAGAUAGACUGAGCAGCUUGCCAGAUGAGCUUCGUCAUAAGAUCUUAUCUAGUUUUGACAUGAAAUUUGCUGUUCAAACAUGUUUGUUGUCAUCAAGAUGGAAGCUUCUGUGGACAUCAAUGCCUUGUCUCAACUUCUCAAGUUGGCAGUUUGGUACUUUAUGUAAUUUUGCCAAAUUCGUAACUCAUAUUCUGUCUCACCACAAUCAUCCAGCACUAGUUUCUUCGAUAAACCUAAAUUUCCUUGGAGGAGUAGCUAAUCAUCUUUUGUUGAAAACGAUUGCAAAAUAUGCAUUCUCUCACAAUGUCCAACAACUAAAUGUUGUUACUUGGCCUGUAAGCAACCUUGUCAAUUACCCUCCUUGCCUACUUAGCUCUCAAUCGCUUAAACAUUUCACAUUUAGUACUUGCCAUGUUACGCCAACUCGCAUUAUACUCAAAACACCUUUGGAUUUUCCAGCUUUAACAACUUUGCAUCUCAGUGGCAUCAAGUUGUGUGAUGAUCUUUUCUCCAAGUGUGUAUCCUUAAAGGACCUCACUAUAGAACAAUUCGCUGUUGAGGAUGAUCUGGAGGUAUUUGACAUCAUUGCCCCUCGACUUUGUAAUCUCAGGCUUAUCUAUGGCAGUGGUUUCAAACUCAUCAAUGUGAUUGCGCCUCAACUUGAGAAUCUCACAAUAAUUGAUUGCUCAAUUAAUUACUUAAAAGCUCCACCAGGACUUUCAUCAUUGUGCUACACGGGUUAUCCUCUUAUGCGGUUGUGUAAAGUUGGGUUUCACUCUCUAAACAAAGCGACUAUCGGUUUCUUUAAUUAUCAUUCAAUCAUCAGGUAUAAAGUGGGAGAUGCACGCAAGAUUAUUAACAUGCUUCUAAAGCUCCAUAGUGUCAGAUAUCUAACACUUAACGCAGACAUUAUUGAGUGUCUUUCCUCAUUUCCGGAUUUAUUAUCACACUUUCUAUCACCUUUUAGCAACUUAAUCUGCUUGACUAUAGACUACAAGGAUGCAUACAAAGUAAAAAUGUAUACUGAAGUUAUAAACUUCUUGUUAGAGAACUCUCCAAGCGCCACCUUCAUCAUGAAAUUACCCAAGAAACUUUUGAUUACACUAUGUGCCUUAGCAAGUGGUUUCUUCAACAUUGUUGAAGAUUACAGCCUGGACGAUUAG
Molecule: messenger RNA, 1203 nt
Organism: Lactuca sativa (garden lettuce)
Lineage: Eukaryota; Viridiplantae; Streptophyta; Magnoliopsida; Asterales; Asteraceae
Product: F-box/LRR-repeat protein 25
Molecular function (GO): protein binding
Source: RefSeq, a predicted model, not a curated record